AUGACCGCCGCGCUGUGGUUAUUGCUCCUACCGCUAUCAUUAGCCAUCGAGCCAGCAAGACAACCAACACAACCAGUCGGCAAGGGCGACAAGCCGCUCUUGUUCAAUGAGACCACACCUGCCAGACUAGUGUCAUCACUCGCUUCGAUCUCGUGGAUUGCUGGCGAUGAGGACGGGAAGUACAUCACCGAGGACGACGACGGUGCGCUCGUUACACAGAGCAUCGUUACUGGCGAGAGCGAGGUGUUGGUCGCGGCUGACGCGAUUCCUGAGGACUACUGGGAGUACUGGGUGAGCCCAGAAGCUAAUCGAGUGCUCUGGUCGACGAACUACACCAAGCAAUAUCGAUACUCGUACUUUGCCGACUACUACGUCCAAGAUCUGGAGAGCGGCGACCUUACACCACUCGUGGAGGACCAAGUAGGCGACAUUCAAUACGCGGAAUUUGCGCCAUCGGGAGGCACGAUUGCUUUCGUGCGCGGCAACAACCUCUACAUCUACAACGAUACGGAGGUGACACAGAUCACAGACGAUGGAGGCCCUGAUAUGUUCCAUGCUGUCCCUGACUGGGUCUACGAGGAGGAAAUUUUUGGUGAUCGUUACACUCUAUGGUUUUCACCGGACGCACAAUUCAUGGCGUUCCUGAGCUUCAACGAGACAGGCGUCGGAACGUUCACGAUACCCUACUUUAUGGACUCAUCUGAGAUUGCGCCACAGUAUCCUCGCGAACUCGAGUUGCGGUAUCCCAAAGUUGGUACCACGAAUCCUACUGUCCAGUUCAACAUCCUUGAUUUGUCAACGAUGGAGUACUCGACUAUACCAAUCGAUGCAUUCGAGCCCAACAACACCGUCAUCGGUGAGGUCAGCUGGAUGACUGACGAUCAUUCCGCAGUCAUUUACAGAGUGUUUAAUCGUGUUCAGGAUCUCAGCAAACAUGUGGUUGUGGACCCUGUCGAAAAGACUGCAAUUGUUGUCCGAGAGCGCGAUGGCACAGAUGGCUGGCUCGACAACUUGCUCGCGAUGCAAUAUAUUGGUGCGAUUGAGGAAGACUCCAACACAACAUACUACGUCGACCUCUCUGACGAGAGCGGCUGGAACCAUAUCUACCUGUGUCCGGUCGAUAGCGACGACUGCACUCAGCUCACGGAAGGCGAGUGGGAAGUGGUCAGCGUCUACAAAGUCGACACGUCGCGAGGCCUCAUCUAUUAUUCCAGCACAGAGAUCCACCCAACAGAACGACAUCUGUAUUCUGUAUCCUUCACGGGCGAGAAGACAGCCUUGGUCGAUGAGUCUGUCCCAGCAUACUGGUCCGCCUCUUUCUCGGCAGGAGGCGAGUACUUCAUCAAAUCCUACCUUGGGCCUGAUGUUCCUUAUCAAGAGCUCUUUGCCAUCAACUCGACAACAGAGCCGCUGGACGUGAUCACUUCUAACGAAGCCCUGUACCAGAAUAUUAGUGAAUACAAUCUGCCAACGACCCAAUACUUCGAGCUCACCCAUCCGGAUGGCUACACGCUGCAAGUUAUGGAGCGGCUUCCGGUAGACUUUGACCCGUCCACGCCAUACCCCGUCAUUUUCAUUCCGUACGGUGGGCCCGGUGCUCAAGAGGUAGACAAAGCCAUGAUGCCUUUUAACUUCAGGUACUGGAUGAGCUGCGAUCCAGAGCUGUCUUUCGUCUCCUACACUGUCGACGGUCGCGGAACGGGCUACCAAGGCCGCGAAUUUCGUUCAACGGUAACCUCGCACCUGGGUCGGCUUGAGCCACUCGACCAGAUCUGGGCCGCCGAGCAGAUCCUUGCUUCCAACCGCAGCAGCUAUCUCAACGCCGACCAUGUUGGCAUGUAUGGACACAGUUUUGGUGGCUACCUCACGGCCAAGACCCUCGAACUACAGGACCCCGAGAACGGCCCUUUCACCUUCGGCAUCUCCGGCGCACCUGUCUCCGACUGGCGGUUCUAUGACACACUCUACACGGAGCGGUACAUGAAGACCCUAGACGAGAACGAAGCGGGCUACAACGAGACCGCCGUCCGCAACGCCACGGGCUUUGCUACCCUAAAAGGGAGCUACGCGAUCUCGCACGGUACAGGCGACGACAAUGUCCACUAUCAGAACACUGCCGCCUUAAUGGACUUGCUGGUGGGCAGUAGGGAGGUAGGGGCGGACAAACUGAAGAUGGUAGCGUUCACGGACUCAGACCACGCAAUCGCGUACAAUGGGGCCAAUAUUUUCUUGUCGAAGUUUUACGCUGCGUUCCUGGUGGAAGAGCUGGCAAGGACGGAUGAGGAGUUGGUGCAUCAGUGGACCAGGAGAGGAGUAGAAGGUGUGGAGGACUUUGUAGAGAGGUUAGGGAAGAGGGCAGUGGCGUGGUUCGGUUGA
Cyphellophora attinorum is the source of this 2376-nucleotide messenger RNA. RefSeq names its product putative dipeptidyl peptidase 4. Bases 1 to 2376 code for a protein of 791 amino acids. The record is from RefSeq and is a predicted model, not a curated record. Gene Ontology annotation, biological process: proteolysis. NCBI's taxonomy places the organism in Eukaryota, Fungi, Ascomycota, Eurotiomycetes, Chaetothyriales, Cyphellophoraceae. Gene Ontology annotation, molecular function: dipeptidyl-peptidase activity; serine-type peptidase activity. The transcript has 2 exons.